Messenger RNA from Rotaria socialis, 639 nucleotides. The record is from the annotation of a GenBank genome assembly. Lineage: Eukaryota; Metazoa; Rotifera; Eurotatoria; Philodinida; Philodinidae.
AUGUAUUAUGUUGAUCUCUAUGGUGAUGAUGCAGAUUUAUUUAUUGCUGGUUUAGCUAUGGGCAAUUGUCGUGUGGCAACAUUUUCACUCUAUCGAUAUGAUCCAUAUUUAACAUUUAAUGAAUCAGAUUGGUUUAGUUGUAAAUUAAGAAGUGCUACUAAAUCAGAGAAACAAAUUGUUAAACGACGAAAUAUAUUAUUACUCAGAGCCUGUCGUCUUUUGACACAUGAAAUAUGUCAUCUAUUUGGAAUUGCUCAUUGUAUUUACUAUUCUUGUCUAGUCAAUGGAAGUGGCGAUCUAGAAGAAGAUUUUGGUCAACCGCUACUUGAAUGUCCAGUUGAUCUACGAAAACUUUAUUCAUUAAUCAAUUUCAAUAUUUGUACAAGAUACGAACAAUUAUUGACAUUUUUUAAGAUGCACGAUUUUCUUGAUGAAAUAAAAAUGGUUGAAACAAAACUCAAUAUUAUAAAACAUUCAACAGAGCCGAAUUCGAGUAAUUCUUCUAUGUUGACGAAGAUUGUAAAGAGAAAACGUGCUAACAAAAUUAAUACAAAAAAAGAUGUUCCUCUGACCACAGCAACAGUACCAGAAGAUGAAGAAGUAUCAGAAACAUCAGCAAAACAUACGAAAUGCCACUAA